GGCGAGAGAGUGAGUAUAUUGGUAGAAGGAUGCUGAGGAUGGAGCUCCCAGGCAAAAGAGCGAGAGGAAGACCAAAGAGAAGGUUUAUGGAUGUGGUGAGGGAAGACAUGAGGGCAGUUGGGGUUAGAGAGGAAGAUGCAGGAGAUAGGCUAAGAUGGCAAAAGAUGACACGCUGUGGCGACCCCUAACGGGACAAGCCGAAAGGAAAAGAAGAAGAAGAAGAAGAAGAUGAUUCAUGUUGUAUUUUUGCAAUGUAAAUGUUUAGUUAGCUGCAGGAUUGUUGCUUGAGGGUUUGUUGAAGUAAGUGUUCAAGCUAAUGCUAAAUAUUGUGUUUGUGUGUGUGUGUGCGUGUGUGUGCGUGUGUGUGCGCGCUUGACUGUCGGGGACAGGUAACAGACAGGAGCAGACCUUCCAACCACGAGGCAGAAUAACCCUCAAGGUCUGUUGAAUCAUUGGCAGUCUACCCAAUGAUUCUAGAAAGGGGAGAUGUGGUGUGAUUGUGUUGAUGUCACGAGGGGGCAACAAGGAAGUAAGUUAGGAGGUUGGCGGGAGAAAGAAAAAUAAAGUGCAUGCACAUUUAAAGACAUAAGGGACUUACGUCUAUGUUAUUUGAUAACACGACAAUGUGUAUUUUUAUUCUUUAUUCUCUUUAUUAUCCUUUCGCACUUUGAAGUGGUUCUUUUGAAAUGCUGAAUUCUGGAAUGUUCCGUGAAGUGUCUAUUUAAGGACAAGAAGGACUGUUGACGGGAGCUUAUGACCACUGCUGCCAUCAGACAGGUACACGGACGCUACGCUGCAUUCGGCCUUUCUUUUUGACAUUUCUGGAACAUUCGUUCACUUAGAAUAUUCGCUGGAAAGAGCAUUUGCCUGUUUGGGAAUAUCCAUUUGACUUUGGUGACAAGUCGGUCUUUGAACUUCUAUUUUGUUUUGUGUUGUAUUGCUGUGUGUAUGAUUAAAUUAUCUUAUACAACAAUCUAAUACAACUGAUUUGUCAUAUCUUACUGGUUUGAGUAAGGGUAUCUAUUCUAAAUUCACACGUAAAAAUUGCUUAAAUGUUGCAGUCUUAUCCUUUUGAUAGACUGUAACAGAAUAGACAACUAAACAUGUCCAUAUGAAGAAACAGAAAUUGUAUUCAAGGGAAAAACAGCAAAAAAAAAAAAAAUUGCAAAUACUUUCAUGAGUGCCGUAUAAAUUUAGGUACCUUAAGAAUGUUGUAGUUUCAUGUUCAUUUGUGUUAUUAUUUGAGCUGUCACAUGGUUUAUUUCUGAGUGGGAAUGUAACAGUAGCUGGAGGGGUGAAAGCGUGUGAUCCAGUUGCUUGAAGAUAGUUUGUGUUCAUGAUUAUCAAUUUGUUUAACUGUGUUCUUUAUCAAGUAGUGACACAGAAGUACACAUGUAUAAGUGUCCUGUUUCUAAUAGCCAGUACCUGUGUUAUUGGUGUUUCAUUUACCAUUGAGUAAUGAAAGAAGACAUGCAGCAACUGCUAAAUUUGCAAUAAAUAAAACAUUAAAUAAAAUGGCUGGCAUUGUGAAGUGACUGGUUGGACCCUUGGCUUCACAGUUCUGAGGACCAGGGUUCAAAUCGUGGCCUCACCGAUGUUGAGUUUAGAUGUUCUCCCAGUGCCUGCUUGGGUUUUCUCUGGGCACUCCAUUUUCCUCCCACAUCACAAAAACAUACAUUCACUGGAGACUCUCAAGUUUCCUUCGCUGUUAUUGUGAGUGUGAAUGGUUGUUCGUUUUUAUGUGUCCUGCGAUUGACUGGCAGCCAGUUCAGGGUGCAACCUGCCUCCUACCUGAUGAUAGCUGGAAUAGGCUCCAGCACUUCUGUGAUCCUUGUGAGUAUAAGCGGCUCUUAAAAUUAAUGGAAUAAUCCAUUUUGUCUGUCUAAUAGGAAACGUUUUGCAUUUUUGUAUAUUUUGUAAAAUUGCAGAUAAUUCCGUCUGUUUAAAUUGCAUAGAUUAAAAAAAUAUUCCGACCAUAACUCAUGCCAUAAUCCACACUCGUUCAUGUUCAAGCGAGGCGGAAAAAUGUGAUACGAGUCUGUUGAUUCCUCGAAUGUGGAACAGGCAGGUAAUGGGCCCAUUUGCAAGUGAACACAAUGGGGGUGCUCGAGAGCAAAGACCCUUCGUGAGUGAAAGAAGUUGAUAGAAAUGUCUAAAAUAAGUUUCGAUGGUAUUGGAUGUAAUGAGAAAUCGUCGAUAGCCUUGGAAAGAAGGGAGUUACCACUUUGUCAAGCGACUUCAAUCGCAAAAUUGAUCGACCUGGUAAAGCAUUGUGCACGUGGUGUCGGGAUACUAUUGACUAUGGAUCAAGAGGUUUCAAGGGAUUGGAAGUUCACAUAAAACAACAAAAACACGUCAACAACUGGAAGCAAGGAAAAUAAACUUUUCCAUAGCUGGUACAUUCGGAUGUCAACCCAAGGCCAUCAAACCUUACGGACUUCAUCCUUUGUGUACUUCCACUACUCCGGUAUUGAGAGGCAAGAUCCACUGAAACAAUGAACCUCAGUUGCAGACAGGGUCGUCAAUAACAAGGUGACAGUUCAGAAGUAAUUACUUGAAAAGGUCUGCUAUAUUGCAAGUUCUCCCACUUAGAAAUCAUUGGAUGAGUCUAAAAUUUUCAUUGUAGGUGCAUGUCCACUGUGAGAGUGAUAAUCUAAAAAGAAAAAUCCAGAAAUCACAAUUGCAUGAAUUUUUUUUUUUUUUUAAAGAUUUAUUUGUGUGAUACAACUGCAAAUAAGUAUUUCAGUGAUGAAAAUCCUCCGGAUUUUCCUGGAAUUCCAGAUUUUUGAAUCUUCAUGAAAAUUCCUCUGGAAAAUUGAGGAAAAAUUGCCUAAAAUUAAUUCGGAUAUUAGUUGACAACAUUGAACGAACACGCGUUUGAGUUCGUUGUUUUGCUUUCACAAGGCUAUGUUGAGGCACUAACACUAGGAACAGUAACGCCCCUCCUCCUCUCGCAUUCUCAUGACCUCGCCAUUUCUCGGAGAUUUCGAAAUUUUGGCGAGAACUGAAGCCACAAAAGGUGCACAUGUGCACACAAAAGGCAGAUUAAUCAUUGAAUGUCGACUAUUUGAAUAGCGUUUUCUGUAAACUAAUUGACCCCUCCGUACAGGGCACUUAAACACGCCUCCUGAAGUGACAUCACGCCACGUGCGCCGACGUAAGACAAACAAUUAGAAAAAAUGGCGGCGCAGCACGAAAAGAAUAGGGCGAGACUGUCCGAUUUACCAGCUGAUUUCUCACUCGCAUUCUUAGAUAACAGUGAAAUAUUGUUGAAAAGCAGACAGCAGGGGUUCAAGUACUUCAGCGAGGGGUAUUUGAACGAUAUUUCCAUGCAUAUCGACGGAGAAACCAUCGAAAUUAGCGCGAGGUCUUUCCGGAGUCAAAGGAAGACCGAGCAGCCACAUACAUUGCAUCUGCAGUUGAAUCCCACAAGGAUAUCCGAAGCUCACUGUACAUGUCAAGCGGGUGUUUCUGGAUCCUGUUCACAUAUUUUUGUCAACCCCAAACUUGUAAGAAAGAAAAGACCUGUGAGGAACACACUGAAAGACUGCAGAAACAUUAAAGUCCACAAAAAAGAUAUUGAUCACUUAAAGUCUUUGGAAGAGUGUUCAAUGGCCUAUGUGGUGUCCAGCCCAAGACUGACAUUGAACACUCAUCUGGGUACAGUGCCUGUUGCCAGUGGUCUUGCAACAUCUGCCACGUUCUUUGAACUAGAAGAUGCAAAGACAGUUGGGACCUGUUGUGGAAACCUAGCCUUACCUCAGUCGGCAAAAGUUACCCCAGCUGAUUUAUUCAAGACAUGGUUCACUGAACUACAUCAAGAACAGUGUAUCAAGAUUGAAGAAAGCACAAGGGACCAAGCCAACAGUACUCUGUGGCAGACGGAAAGAAAAAAAAAAACGUCUGACAGCAUCAAAUUUUGGAGCAAUUUUGCAAAGAAAGAAAAUUACUGACAAAUUUAUGAUGGAAUUAAUCGACCCAAAACGUUUCAGCUCAGUGCAAACUUCGUAUGGACAAAAAAAUGAAAAAGUGGCAGUUGCACAAUAUAUCAAGAGUACAGGAAACCAUGUGCAUGACUGUGGACUAAUAGUAAAUCCCAAAUUUCCUUAUCUUGGAUCAACACCCAAUUCCAAAGUGUGCUCUAAUGGAAUUACAGGAUUCCUUGAGGUCAAAUGCCCCUACUCUGCACGGGAUGUUACUGUACAAGAAGCCAGCGCUUCAGACAGUUUCUGUUUGGAAAAUAAUUAUGGACAAUUGAGGCUCAAAAGUAAUCACAACUAUUACUACCAAGUACAAGGGCAGCUGCUCACAUCUGGAGCUGAGUUUUGUGAUUUUGUGGUCUACACAAGAGUAGACCUAUUUGUUCAAAGAAUAUACCCAAACAUUGACUUCAUGGAGAAUAUGUUGAAUAAGAUGAGUCAAUUUUAUUUCCAACAUGUACAGUCUUAUAUCAGAAGACAUUCAACUGACCCAUGAAUUUCUUUUUAGGGUUGUUUACAUUUGUGUCACAUUGGAUGUUUGUGUUCUUCCCUAUAUGGAUCAUAAACUUCGUUUUGUUGUAACUUGAAUAAAGAAACAUCUUACAUCU
Molecule: messenger RNA, 4588 nt
Organism: Syngnathoides biaculeatus (alligator pipefish)
Lineage: Eukaryota; Metazoa; Chordata; Actinopteri; Syngnathiformes; Syngnathidae
Exons: 4
Coding region: 3180-3953 (257 amino acids)
Source: RefSeq, a predicted model, not a curated record